AUGGAUGCUGAUUUAAAUGUAACAUAUGUAACUUUUGGUGGACAUGUGGAUCUGAACAAGUACAGAUAUGUUUAUUUUGUGAUCAUGUUUACAGUAUAUAUUCUAAUAGUCUGCAGUAAUUCUACUAUUGUGUGCCUCAUAGUGAUUCACAAAAACCUCCAUGAGCCUAUGUACAUUUUUAUUGGAGCUUUAUUAAUCAACUCUGUUCUGUUCACCACUGCCAUCUACCCAAAGCUUCUGAUUGACUUUUUGUCUGAGAAACAGAUCAUAUCGUAUUCAGACUGUCUCUUCCAGUGUUUCCUAUAUUACUCUUUAGAUGGUUCAGAGUUCUUACUGUUGUCAGCCAUGGCUUAUGACAGAUAUGUGUCUAUAUGUAAACCUCUGCAAUAUCCAACCAUCAUGACGAAAACAACUGUCUGUAUCUUUCUGGUUUUAGCUUGGUUUGUUCCUGCAGGUCAGAUUGCAGUGCCAGUUGCACUGAGUGCUAAUACCAAACUCUGUCACUUUAAAUUAAGAGGAAUCUUUUGUAACAAUUCAAUUUACAAACUUCACUGUGUGAGCUCCAGAGUGCUAUCUGUGUACGGUGUGAUUGUUUUGUUUAAUGUUAUUCUUUUCCCUGUGCUCUUCAUACUUUUUACAUACACAAAGAUAUUUCUAAUUACCUACAAAAGUUGUGGGGAAGUCCGGAUGAAAGUGGCACAGACCUGUUUUCCUCACCUGCUGGUUUUGAUCAACUUUUGUAGUUUGAUAACGUAUGAUGUCAUUGCAGUUAAACUGGAAUCUGAGUUUCCAAAAACUGUACGUUUAAUAAUGACUUUACAAGUGGUUUUGUAUCAUCCCCUCUUUAAUCCGAUCAUAUACGGACUGAAAAUGACAGAAAUUUAUAAACACAUCAAGAGGUUGUUCUGUCAAGACAAACCCAACUAA
Molecule: messenger RNA, 927 nt
Organism: Anoplopoma fimbria (sablefish)
Lineage: Eukaryota; Metazoa; Chordata; Actinopteri; Perciformes; Anoplopomatidae
Product: olfactory receptor 13C5-like
Exons: 1
Coding region: 1-927 (308 amino acids)
Biological process (GO): G protein-coupled receptor signaling pathway
Cellular component (GO): membrane
Molecular function (GO): olfactory receptor activity; G protein-coupled receptor activity
Source: RefSeq, a predicted model, not a curated record